Molecule: messenger RNA, 3246 nt
Organism: Beta vulgaris subsp. vulgaris (sugar beet)
Lineage: Eukaryota; Viridiplantae; Streptophyta; Magnoliopsida; Caryophyllales; Amaranthaceae
Product: protein PAT1 homolog
Exons: 5
Coding region: 325-2679 (784 amino acids)
Biological process (GO): P-body assembly; deadenylation-dependent decapping of nuclear-transcribed mRNA
Cellular component (GO): P-body
Molecular function (GO): RNA binding
Source: RefSeq, a predicted model, not a curated record
CUUGUUCAAAUACUACUACUGAAUUCUGAUACUCUUCAUCUUCCUCAGCCUCAGCCGCUUAUUUUCCAGAACCACACUUACGAAUUACUCCUUUUUACCUCUUCUCUCAUCGCCUCUUUCUCUCUCUACUUCUCACCUCCUUCUUCUCUUUCAAUUACCCCCAAUUCGGUCAACUAACCCAACUUUCCAACCAAUUAACUCAGAUCUAAAACCCUAUUUUCUCCUGUCUUCACAACUCAAAAAACCGCAAAUAUGGAUUAUGAAUUUCGAUUUUGAUUUCUCGCUUCUUCAAAUUUACUAAACUGUUUAUUCUUUCGUCACACUAUGGCUGCCAAUUUUGGUGAUGGAUUAUUUGAUGCAUCUCAAUAUGAAUUUUUCGGCAAUCAUAUUGUUGAAGAAGUUGAGUUGGGAGGCCUUGAUGAAGAUGAGGAUAUACUUGUACCUGGAAUUGAAGAUGAUUAUCAACACGAACACGAGCACGAGCACGAGCAGGUUGAAGGUGUAGCAACAUUUUCUGAUAUUGAUGAUCUUGGUGGUGCUUUUUCACAGCUGAACAGGACAGUCAGUGAACCAAGAACUGGAUUUAUUGGUGAUAGGGGGUCCAGAGAAAGUUCUUCUGCAGCUGAGUGGGCACAGGAUAUUGAUUAUUCAAACUGGUAUGAUCAGCAUGUAUAUCGUCCAGAAGAUGGGCCUGAAAGCAAAAAGUGGUCCUCACAGCCAUAUGGUUCCUCUGUUCGUGCUGCAGAGUCAAAUAUAUUGCAUAGAACAUCAUCAUAUCCUGAGCCCCCACCUCAGCUUCUUCCUCAACGUCAUCAAAAUCUCUCCAGUGAACCGAUUCCCAUGCCUAGGUCUUCCUUCCCUUCCUAUCCUUCUUCUGGGAGCAGGCCACAAAUGCUUUCAGCAAACCACCAUCCUCAGCAUGCAAACAAUCCAUACAUUUCUGGUGGACCACAGAUGACACUGCAUUCACAAACAACCUUUUCUGGGCCUAUGUCUGGUUUACCUCAUAGCUCUCAUCUUGCUGCAAAUCUGCCGCACUUCUCUCCUCCUGGUCAUUCUAUGGAUGGUCGCCCUCCUGGUCAAUGGUUGAAUCGUGCCGACCUCAUGAACAAUAUGUUGCAGCAUCCAUUACCUCAUCAAAACGGAUUGCUGCCUCAGAUGAUUUCUCAACAGCAGCAGCAGCAGCAACAACAGCAACAUCGAUUGCACCAUCCAGUUCCUCCACCUUAUGGUAAUUUAACUGGGGUACAUUCUCAACUUAUUGGUCCCCAUAUGUCUCCAUCACCACCCAUGUUGAACAAAUUUGAUGCAAUGAUGGGGCUCCCUGAUUUCAGAGAUCAAAGACCUAAAUCAUCACAGAGGAAUAGACAAAAUAUACGGUACUCCCAACAAGGUUUUGAUACCAAUGGUCAGAGGACUGAUGGUGGGUGGCCAGUUUAUAGGUCAAGGUACAUGACAGCAGAUGAACUUGAGAAUAUUCUUAGAAUGCAGUUGGCUGCGACACACAGCAAUGACCCGUACGUAGAUGAUUAUUAUCACCAAGCUUGUCUUUUCAAGAAAUCUGCUAGUGCAAGGUUGAAACAUCAUUUUUUCCCCACUCAACUGAGAGAUCUUCCUCCAAGAGCUCGUCCUACUGAUGAGCCCCAUCCGUUUCUCCAAGUUGAGGCAUUGGGAAGGAUUCCUUUCUCGUCUAUCCGCAGGCCAAGGCCUCUUCUUGAAGUUGAUUCGCUGAAUUCAACUAGCUCUGGCAAUGGUGAACAAAAAGUUAUUGAUAAACCCCUUGAACAAGAACCUAUGUUGGCAGCAAGAGUGACUAUUGAGGAUUGUCUUUGUCUUCUUCUUGAUAUUGAUGAUAUAGACCGUUUCCUUCGAUUUAAUCAAUUUCCAGAUGGUGGUGGUGAACUGAGACAAAGGCGGCAAAGCCAGCUGGAAGGAUUAGCAGCCUCACUACAGCUGGUAGAUCCACUUGGUAAAGAUGGUCAAGCUCCAAAGGAUGACUUUGUAUUCCUACGAAUAGUUUCUCUCCCCAAGGGGCGGAAACUUCUUGCAAAAUUCCUAGGUAUGGUUUCCCCUGGAAGCGAGCUCCUCCGGAUUGUUUGCAUGGCCAUUUUUCGUCAUUUGAGAUUCUUGUUUGGUGUCCAUCCAUCUGAUCAAGCAGCUACAGAGGUGACUGCUUACCUUGGGAAAGUCGUAUCAUCGUGUGUAAGCGAGAUGGAUCUUAAUGGACUGGGUGCUUGUCUUGCUGCAGUUGUUUGCUCCUCAGAGCAGCCUCCACUUCGGCCCAUUGGGAGUUCUGCUGGAGAUGGUGCCUCUGUAGUACUGAAAUCAGUUCUUGACAGAGCAGCUGAGUUACUUAGAGACGCUCAUGCUGGUAGCAGCUAUAAUAUGGCCAAUUCAGCCUUCUGGCAGGCAUCAUUUGAUGAGUUUUUCAAUCUACUCUUAAAAUAUUGCUUGAACAAGUAUGAUAUCAUUGUGCAGCCAAUGCAAAUGCAGGGAUUGCCAAACUUGGCCACUGAUGUGGCUAAGGCUAUUAAGAAGGAAAUGCCAGUUGAGCUGUUACGAGCAAGUCUUCCUCAUACUAGUGAGCACCAGCGGAAACUGUUACUGGAUCUUGCACAUCGUUCUGUGCCUUUAGUUGGUUCUGGUGCUCAUGGAGGCAAUGGUAGUUUUGAUGGUUGAGAAUUUAUCACAUGAACUCUCAAAGCAUCAUUAAGCCGCAAAGGAAAAGGACUUCAACAGUGUCGCAUGUGUAAUUGAAAUGGUUUAUCAUCAUCAAUAUCAUUUUGGUUACUCAUGUUAUUGCCUAAGUGGAAGAAAGUGGUUGUUAAUCUUUAUGAAGCCCCCUGAAAUUUGAAUCUGUAAGAGGCAAGUUAAAAUUCUUUUUGGUUUUGUUCAUCUUUGGUGGAGCUUAUUUUUGAUGAUGCUCUCUAGUUAAAGUAGGAUGUACAAGGUUCAUAAGUGGUUCCCAUGUUCCUGUGUUAUUUGGUUUGAAGGAGCUGGGAGAAUUUUGCAAAUCACAUUGAAGCUCGAGAAUGGCCUUCUGCAGUUCCAUUUAGUUAUUCAUGCAUUUGGCUUCAAGCAGUAGAGCUUUCGUAGUUUGGGAUAUACUUAGAGAUGGUUGCCUCGUGAGCCAUGUAAUUUUACCAUGGUGACUCCAAGAUUAGAAUUGCCUUUGUCUUUGUCUUUGUCUAUGUAUAACAAUAAUAAACUCUGUUUAAGUUUAAUGUGGUUUAAAUUUUGGCUUCA